Molecule: messenger RNA, 2422 nt
Organism: Gekko japonicus
Lineage: Eukaryota; Metazoa; Chordata; Lepidosauria; Squamata; Gekkonidae
Gene: DTX1
Product: deltex 1, E3 ubiquitin ligase
Exons: 9
Coding region: 1-1860 (619 amino acids)
Biological process (GO): protein ubiquitination; Notch signaling pathway
Cellular component (GO): nucleoplasm
Molecular function (GO): ubiquitin protein ligase activity; zinc ion binding
Source: RefSeq, a predicted model, not a curated record
AUGGCACGACACGGCACGGGGACGCUGGUCUUGGCCAACGGACUGGGCUUCCCACCCAAUAAUGUGGCCCGUGUGGUGGUGUGGGAGUGGCUGAAUGAGCAUGGACGCUGGCGGCCCUACACGGCUGCCGUCUGCCAUCACAUCGAGAAUGUUCUGAAAGAGGAUGCCCGCGGGAGCGUGGUUCUGGGGCAGGUGGAUGCCCAGCUGUCUCCGUACAUCAUUGACCUGCAAUCCAUGCAUCAGUUCCGACAGGACACAGGGACGAUGCGUCCGGUGCGAAGGAACUUUUAUGACCCUUCCUCUGCUCCUGGGAAGGGGAUCGUAUGGGAAUGGGAAAACGAUAACAACUCCUGGACACCCUACGACAUGGACAUCUGCAUCACCAUCCAGAACGCUUAUGAGAAGCAGCACCCUUGGCUGGAUCUGUCCUCUCUGGGAUUUUGCUACUUGAUCUAUUUCAAUAGCAUGUCUCAGGUGAAUCGCCAGACACAACGGAAGCGCCGGCUCCGGCGACGCAUGGACUUGGCUUAUCCACUGACCAUGGGCUCCAUCCCCAAGUCCCAGUCCUGGCCUGUGGGUACCAACUCUGGGCAUCCUUGUUCAUGCCAGCAGUGCCUGCUGGUCAACAGCACCCGAGCAGCCUCUAAUGCCAUCCUUGCCUCACAGCGGAGGAAGGUGUAUUCGGGCAACAGCAAUGGGACACUGGCAGUUCGUCAGAGCAAUACAUUCAAUGGGACUGCGCUGUGGUCUUUGGGCACUACUCCGGGUGGUGGGACGGCCAAGAUUGAACAGGUCCGCUCCUCAAAUGGUGUGCAAGUGACCACCUUCUCGCGCAGUCAGAGUGCUCCCAGCCACACACAGCUCCCUGGUCAGAACAACCUGAAUCGGCCUGGUACACAACGUGUGGCUAUCCUGAGUACCAGGGCAUCCAUCCCUCCAGGGGUUCCUGCCCUCCCAGUCAAGAACUUGAAUGGAACUGGCCCAGUCCACCCUGCCUUGGCAGGAAUGACAGGAAUCUUGAUGUGCGCUGCAGGUCUGCCCGUUUGCCUCACUCGAGCUCCAAAGCCCAUCCUGCACCCACCACCUGUCAAUAAGAGUGACAUGAAGCCAGUGCCCGGUAUCAACGGCAUUUGUCGGAAGACCAAAAAGAAACAUCUGAAAAAGAGCAAGAACCCUGAGGAUGUAGUGAGACGUUACAGCCAAAAAGUGAAGAACCCCCCUGAACAUGACAGCACAAUUCUGGAGAGGCUGGUGUCCUCAUCCGGCUAUGAGGGUAUUCUGAGGCACAAAGGCAUAAAACCAGAGCUGGUGGGGAAGUUGGGGAAAUGUGGGCACAUGUACCACCUCCUCUGCCUGGUUGCGAUGUACAAUAAUGGAAAUAAGGAUGGCAGUCUGCAGUGCCCCACCUGCAAAGCCAUCUAUGGGGAGAAGACCGGGACUCAACCGCCAGGGAAAAUGGAAUUCCAUAUUAUCCCACAUUCGCUCCCCGGCUCCCUGGACUGCAAAACCAUCCGCAUUGUGUAUGAUGUUCCUGCCGGGAUCCAGGGCCCAGAGCAUCCCAAUCCUGGGAAGAAGUUCACAGCACGAGGCUUCCCACGGCACUGUUACCUUCCUGACAAUGAGAAAGGCAGAAAGGUCCUGAAACUCUUGAUAGUUGCAUGGGAACGCCGACUCAUCUUUACCAUUGGGACGUCCAACACGACCGGCGAAUCCGACACGGUGGUGUGGAACGAGAUCCACCACAAGACCGAGUUUGGGUCCAACCUUACUGGCCAUGGGUACCCUGACCCCAACUACCUGGACAAUGUCCUGGCUGAACUGAUGGCCCAAGGGGUUUCAGAAGCCAACCUGAAGGACUGAGGAAGCAUCUUGGCCCGCUCCUUUCCUCUCUCACCCUUUGCCAUCUGCUGCGUGGAAGCGUGAACACUGCCUGCGUCUGUCUGCCUGUGUGUGUCUGUCUCUCUGCCUCUCCACCAGCACUUGGAAUAGAUCCCCCUCACUUCUCACGUUGCUUCCGCUGCCUUGACUUCAGACGAUCUUCGCACAGCAAUGCCAGGCUCAGUAGCCACAGGAGACCACGAGGAUCCACCUCUCCUGCUGGACCAGAGUUGCCAUUCUUAUCUUUAGGUUUUCCCACUGAAGGGACAGUAAAGGGAGACCACAGGAAACUGCGCAAGUGAGCAACCAACGCAAACGCUCAGUUGUUUCAUUUUUAAAAAAAUAUCCUUGGCAAUCUGCAAUAUCCCUUCUGCCCUGACUGUAAUAUAGCACAUUAAUGUGCACACAGAUGCUCUAUAUUACAUAUAUUCCGUUCUUGUACAGGAUAUCCUAUGUGAUAGAAGAGAUGUAUGAAACCAGUCACGUGGCUGUCGGUGUACCGGCCCUCACUGUCUCCCCCUAUGCUCCUCCCGUGCUCGUUCCU